UUUUUUUUUAUCUUGUUUAUAUAUCUAUGUCAAGAAGACUAUUAUCACCUCAUACUUCAGACGAAGAAGAAGAUUUCACACUCAACCCAAUACAUGAACAUACUCCUUUUCAACCGCAGUAUUAUGCAGAAGAACAAGAUGAACUAGAAGCACCUGAUUCACUCUUCUUGGAAAGACAAACACCCCCUUAUCCUACUCACCAUUCCACAAGAGGGAAAGUGACUACUUACGACAGAACAAUGUGGCGAUGGGCUAAUGUAGAGAACAUGGACGAUUUUUUUCAAAGAGUAUAUGACUAUUAUCAAGGCAAAGGCAUUUAUUGUAUCUUAUUAGCAAGACUUUUGAAUGUGUUGACACUUGCGUUUAUUAUUGGGUUUUCUACAUUUUUAGUGGGUUGUGUGAAUUAUUCAGAAAUUACAUCGCACCAUAAACUAGCUGAUGUGAUUGAACCACACUGCUUAUCUAGACUGUCUGCUACUAAAUUCUUGUUCUUGUUGAUCUUUAUUGUAUGGUGGGGAUAUCAAGCCAUCCGAUUUAUCACAGAUUUACCCAGGUUGCAAGAAAUGCACAACUUUUAUACACAUUUAUUACUUAUUCCAGACCAAGAUAUGCAGACUGUAUCGUGGCAGACAGUACUGGAUCGAAUUAUUGCUAUUCGAGAAACAAAUCCAAAUGCAAACGAUAUUCGACUAACAGAACAUGAUGUAGCCAGUCGAAUUAUGCGUCAAGAGAACUACUUGAUAGCCUUGUUUAACAAGGACAUAUUGAAUAUCACUAUUCCAUUACCUUAUAUACGCCAUCGUCCUAUCUUUUCAAAGGAUUUAGAAUGGAAUCUGUCGUUUUGUUUGUUAGGCUAUGUGUUUGAUCACCGAGGACAGAUCAGGAAACGGUUUCUAAAAGAGAAAAACAAGCAUGUCUUGGUAGCGGGUCUUAAGCGACGUUUUAUCUUUAUGGGUUUACUCAACUUGAUCUUGUUCCCAUUUAUCUUUGCCUAUUUACUCUUGUACUUUUUCUUUCGCUACUUUGAGGCCUAUCACAAAAAUCCUGGAGAAAUGGGUUCACGCACUUACACACCUUUUGCUCAAUGGCAGUUUCGUGAAUUUAACGAACUACCUCAUUUGUUUCGAAAGCGGAUCGGUCAGAGUUAUAAACAUGCCAAUCAUUACAUUAACCAAUUUCCAAAAGAAAAGAUGGUCCUGUUAGCCAGAUUUGUUUCUUUCUUGUCUGGGUCAAUAGCAGGUGUUCUUGCCUUGUUUACCUUGUUUGAUUCAGAAGCUUUAUUGAAUUUCGAAAUUACGUCUAAUGGUACUGUCUUGUUCUAUUUAGGUGUUACAGGUACUCUUUUUGCUGUAACAAGAGGGAUGAUUCCAGAUGAAAACCAAGUGUUUGAACCUGAAAAGGUGCUUCGACAAGUAGUAAAACAUACACAUUACUUGCCUGCUGAAUGGAAGCAUCAAUUACACACUGACCAUGUGAGAGGCGAAUUCUGUAAAUUGUUUGAUUACAAAGUGGCCAUCUUUUUACAAGAAUUGACCAGUGUGAUAUUUGCACCUCUUGUGCUGUGCUUGUCGUUACCUGAAAGUGCAGAACAGAUCAUCAACUUCUUUCGAGAAUUCACUGUGCAUGUGAAUGAGUUAGGCUAUGUCUGUAGUUUUGCUCAAUUUGAUUUUGAACGUCAUGGUAAUGUCAAGUAUGGUGUUCAAGGUGCUGUAGCAGAAGACGAAUACUAUCUUAGCAAACAAGGCAAGAUGGAGAAGAGUUUUCUUAAUUUCAAAGCAAAUCAUCCUCGAUGGCAACCUCAUGAUAUGGCUGGAUCCAUGUAUCUGUCCAAGGUACAAGCCUAUCAUCAUCAACAGCAAGAAGAAGAAGAAGAGAGUGAAUCAGACACGAGUCAACAUAAGACACCUAUUCGACUUGAUCAAUAUGGUAUGCCUCAAGUUGUGACAAGUAAUUUAGGUGAUUCUUUUGAACAAAGCGAACCUUGGAACCAUCAACAUCAAGAGGAUGAUGACGAGGAAGAAGAACAAAAACAAGGGGAAGGCAUGAUGGGUCUAUUGAACCAGUUUUAUGAUUUGAAUAACAAUCCUACAGUAUAUACGACAACUAACUUUAAAUAAACCCAACCCAUUUGUUUAAGGAAGACAUUUGACUCUUGUGAAUACGUUUGGGCUCCAAGGCAUUUCAAUGCAUGCAGGGUCUUUUUCUAAAUGAAUUAUGCAUUUCAGCACUUUGUUUUUACUGCAUGUACUCAUUUUAGAUCAACAUACUUGUCCACCUCCUUCUUUUUGUUUGUGCUUUUAGACUGUCUUUUGAAAUUUUAUCUCUUGUAGUGACAGAAAAAUAUAUAUAUUUCUUUAUCAUCUUUAUUAAACAAUAAAGCCUUUUGUGUAUUUUUCAAC
Molecule: messenger RNA, 2399 nt
Organism: Gilbertella persicaria
Lineage: Eukaryota; Fungi; Mucoromycota; Mucoromycetes; Mucorales; Choanephoraceae
Product: autophagy protein Apg9-domain-containing protein
Exons: 8
Coding region: 27-2117 (696 amino acids)
Biological process (GO): autophagy of mitochondrion; protein localization to phagophore assembly site
Cellular component (GO): autophagosome; phagophore assembly site
Source: RefSeq, a predicted model, not a curated record